CCAGACGCUUUAAGAUCAACACAAAUUCGUAUUAUAAAAAAUCAUUUGAUAACAGACCCUUAAACAAUAAAAAAGCGACUACCCCGUAGCUGGCUGCUAGAACAAAUCAUCAUUUGUGUUUUAAACGUAGACCGGAGAGUGCGUUAAAAGUGGCAUAUUAAUUUAAUAAAAUUAAAAAUAUCUUGAAAUAAGUUACAAAAUGGUUUCAGUUAUUAAAUUCGCUCGUGUUUUGCAACAAACAUCAGGCUUAUUGAAACAAGCCCCUAAAACUUUGCAAAGUUUCAGACAAUUAAGUUUAUCAACAAUUUACAAUGCAGAACGCCGUUUUACCGAAAAACACGAAUGGGUAUCUUUUGAGGGUACUUCCGGCACUGUAGGCAUUUCCACUUAUGCCCAAGAGGCUUUAGGUGAUGUAGUAUUUGCCCAAUUACCCGAUCCCGGCACAGUGCUUAAGCAACACGAUGAAUGUGGUGCCUUGGAAAGUGUCAAAGCAGCCAGUGAAGUGUACUCCCCCGUCAGUGGAGAAGUAACAGACAAAAAUGCCGCCGUAGAAGAAACACCAUCCUUGAUCAAUACCAACUGCUAUGAUGAAGGCUGGCUUUUCAAAAUCAAACUUUCAAACACCUCCGAAUUGGAUAAACUGAUGACUGAAGAUCAAUAUAAUGAAUUUCUUAAAAAUGCUGAUCAUUAGUUAGUUUAUUAUGUUGUGUUUUUAUUUUUUAAAACAUUUUUUAUAAACUCAUUUUCACAAGUUGCUUUUAAAGUUCAAAAAGAAA
Calliphora vicina (urban bluebottle blowfly) is the source of this 776-nucleotide messenger RNA. It is a transcript of the gene ppl, whose product is annotated as pumpless. The transcript is spliced from 3 exons. The record is from RefSeq and is a predicted model, not a curated record. Gene Ontology annotation, cellular component: cytoplasm; mitochondrion; glycine cleavage complex. Gene Ontology annotation, biological process: glycine decarboxylation via glycine cleavage system; protein lipoylation. Bases 200 to 691 code for a protein of 163 amino acids. Lineage: Eukaryota; Metazoa; Arthropoda; Insecta; Diptera; Calliphoridae.